AUGAUGGAUGAAGGCAAAUUACCCGACAAGAAAGCCACCGGCUCAGUUAAAGCAGCUAUUAACUCUUACAGAGAGCGGAUUCUCGACGAAAAUUCUACCAUAAUAAAAGAAUUCCAAUCAAUUUACCCUGAGAAGCAUAAUAACAAAACAAGAGAGCUACAUCAGGCAAAGAGGGACACUAACCAGUUAAAGGAGAGCCAACAGCUCGCAGAACUAGCAAAGGUCGAAGCAGAAUCCGAGCUAUCAGCUGCAAAGAAGACGGUAAAAGAUUUGACUCGAAAAAUUGAGGAAUUAAAUACAAGGGGCAAAUCGCAAAUGCUGGUCCUUGAAAAAAUAAAGAUGGAUAAAUCGAGGGAAGUUGAACGGGACCUUGGAAAUUUCCAGCGUGAGCAAGUGAUGAAAGAAUUGCAAUCCAUAAAACGAGAACUGAAUAGACUUAAACUGGACAUGGCUUCAAUUUUGGAGGAAAAAAACAGCGCAGAGAAAGAAAUGGAGGCGGCACUUUCAAAAGCGCAGUCUUUCUUGAGUUCAGUCGAAGCACUCGAUAAAGAAAUUGAGAAAGUCAAUGAAGAGCAUGUUCUGGUUGAGCUGGCUCGAAUAGAGGCCAUCAAGGAAUAUCAAGAGUUUCAAGCUCAAAGAAGCGAAAAUGCCGAAAAAUACUCAGCUGCAGUAGACGAAAAGCAGAAGGAAAACCAUAAAAUGAUUCAAGAAACUGAAAGUAUUAACGACAUGGAGGCGAAUUUGGCUAUCACGUUGUCAGAUAUCAACAUUUUAGAGAGUGAACUACGACAACUGAAAAAAAUGGACAAGGGGCUCGAAAGUAACAAAGUCUUGAAUUAUGGGGAAGAACCAGGAAAUGCAGCAUCAUUGUUAGAGUCAGUACUGAAAGAGUUGGAGACUGCAAAACAUGAGUUGGCUUUAGCUAAAAAAGAAAGCUUCCAGUUCAUGGCGUCCAUGGACGUCAUCAGGAACGAGCUUAGGCUCAUCUCAGACCAAACGGCUCAAGAGAAAAAGAAAGAAGAAGAAACAGAGAUGGGCAUCCAGAAUCUAAACACAAAGCUUCUGAGGGCCAAAUCCAAGCUGGAAAUAGCAUCUGCAAGUGAAGCAAAGGCUAAAUCGGUCGCCUUGAGUCUAACUGUCACGCUCGAGCAGAUCAAAUCAGAAGUAGAAACAGCUAAAAAUCAACGAUCCCUGAUUGGCAAAGAGAACACAAUAAUUAAGGCAGAGAUUCAGAGAUUCGAGACUGAAACAGAGGCCGUUGAGGAAAAAUUACAAUCCGCACUGCAAGAUUUAAGAGCCGUCAAGUCAUCAGAAGCAGUGGCCAUGGAGAAUCUCAAAUCCCUGAUCGAGAAAACAAUAAGGGAUAGAACUUCGGCUUCUCAGGCUAGACCAACAAUAACAAUUUCCAAGUUCGAGUAUGAUUACCUGACAGGGCACGCGGCCGUGGCCCACAAGGUUGCGGAUAGAAAAGUUGAGGCGGCUCAGGCAUGGGUUGAGGCCCUGAAGGCGAGCGAAAAGGAAAUUCAGAAUAAAUGUGAGCUUUUGAAAAGAGAAAUUAGAGAAAUGAGAGUGGAGGAGUUACAUAAGAAGGCCCAAUCAAAUGAAGAAUUAGCUAAUGCAGAGGAAACAGUCGACGAGGUAGACUUUGAGAAGUGGAGGCAAAUGGUAAAACCUGAAUAUCCGAAGCCAAGGUUUGGAUUUUCUCGAAAGGCCAUAAACAGAAGACGAGAAAAAGCUCGAGAAUCAGGGUCUCCAGUAAUUCGUGGUACUCCAAGAUCGACAUCCUUCUCUGUCAGGAGGAGAACAAAAGUGAUGCCAAAUCUGGCCAAGUUCUUCAAAUCAAAAGGCAUUGAAGAAUAA
Molecule: messenger RNA, 1860 nt
Organism: Striga hermonthica
Lineage: Eukaryota; Viridiplantae; Streptophyta; Magnoliopsida; Lamiales; Orobanchaceae
Source: the annotation of a GenBank genome assembly